This is a messenger RNA of Morchella importuna, 2010 nucleotides long. RefSeq lists its product as uncharacterized. The record is from RefSeq and is a predicted model, not a curated record. The coding region runs from base 1 to 2010 and encodes 669 amino acids. Lineage: Eukaryota; Fungi; Ascomycota; Pezizomycetes; Pezizales; Morchellaceae. The transcript has a single exon.
AUGUGCGCGUGCUCCCUCGGGCAGAGAGCUCACCAUCGCAAGUAUCCCCGCGGUAACCUCCAUCCUCUUGACCUCUCAACAGUCAUCACCACACAUCACAUCUGGUCAGCCCUCCCAUCUCGAGCACAACACUGGUUCACCAAAGAUCACUCGCCCGCCAAGAUGGCAAUGGAUUCUUUCGAACGCCUCAUGACGUUUAGUCCCUACAAUCCCCGCACCACGGCCAGAGCCGCACACCGUCUCCCCCGUCUCUUGAUUCUUCGUUUUGCAGACAGCAGGACACUCCUCACGCUGCGGCUCGUCUCUCGUAUCUUUCGUGCAUGGACUAAGACUCAGGAGUACCGCUUCUUCCGCGAGAUUAAUUUUAGGAUUCGCCUUACCGACGACUAUCGUCUCUUUGCGCCCGGGAGGCUCGCCGCGCUUGGACGGCUAGGCAAAAGUAUCACUAACCGGUUGAUAAUCACAUUCAUCAUCCCAUGUAGGCUGGGGCAGAAAAUCGUGUUUAGGGACAGGAAGACCGGGGAGAUUCGCGCAGGAGGAUACACAUCAGCGCAAGAUGGCACUCCAAUGCUACCAGGAGUGUUCAAACAUUUCGAAAGCGGUCUCUUCAGGAGGAUCUUGGAGAGCAUGCCUAACCUGACGUGCCUGUGGAUCCGGGACCAGGGAAUCUCCGCUAAAGACUCGGAUCCCGAGGACAACUGGGGUCUCACGCUGGUGUGUCAGGCGCUCAUCUUCCUGCGGGCACAGAUUGAAGAGGCGCAUACGAACCGCAUUCAGCGGCGUAUCAAGCUUGAAGAGGACCUGCUCAUUCAUGAUACCAUUAUAAAUCGCCCCUAUGCGGAGAUUGUCAAGUUUCCGCAGGCUCAUUUGGAGGAGAUUGCAUUCCUCGCGCAUGCUCUCAAACUUGAAGAGUUCUCACAAUUGUUUAGGGAUGUUUCGAUUGCUGCGGAACAACGAGUAUGCCGGCCACAGCUCCAGAAGUGGCUCAUGUCCCUCCCACGUGUAUUGCCUGAAUUUCAGAGGCAACUUUCUGCAUUAACUAGAUCCACCAAGGAGCAAUUAAUAUCAUGUCUGGAGAUCUCUGAAUCUAUCCUCAAGGAGGACAUCAUCCGUCUUUCCACAGGCGUAGCGAAUAUCGACCCCUUCACGCCCGCAUGGCAGAGGUCAAUAGACCAAAUUAACAAGCUAAAAAGGCAGGAGCCACGCAGGAAGAUCUUAAAAAGACUCGAGUUUCUCAUAGAUCUCGCCGAGUCACCCUCAAAGCGGGAACAGAUCCUAAGCCACCUUGACGUCCCACUUCCAGAAGGCCCCCCACCACCACCAGUCGACCUCGACGAGCUCCGCCGCCUCUCAGAGCCCCCAUGCCUCUUCUCCUUCCAGCUAGACCUCUCCACCCCACUCGCACUCUGGUACAUCCGCUCCACCCCCCGCCGCGACGGCAGCAUCGGAAACUGGAGCUCCACAAUCACCAACCUGCACAUCAUGCUCCCCUCCCCCACACCCGGCUCGACGCGGGCGCAGCGCGGCUUCGUAAAACGCUCCUACCACACCCUCAUCGCCGAGUUCGCCCCGUGGCUCGAAACGCUCUGCAUAAAGUUCCACCCGCCCCACCCCAAGGACGCGCGCAAAAGGGCCGACGCAGACCCCUCCUUCCGCGGCCAGCGCGUGAGUCCCGAGUGCCCGCUCGUCUAUUUUUGCGGUGAUCUCGACUUUUGCAGCGCGGCGGGGGCGCCGGGGGAUGGAGGUGGGGGUCCGUUGGGGUUUCCGAGGCUGAAGAGGCUGGGGCUGAUUAAUGUGACGCUGCGGUGGGAGGGGAGGGGCGGGAUGAGGGAGUUCUUUGAGGCAAAGGCGAGGGGGUGUAUCACGUUGCAUUUGGUGGAUGUGGUGUUUGGAGGUGGGGAGGCGACGGUGGGGUGGGAGGGGCUGUAUCGGCUGUUUAUGCUGGAUAAUCCGGGGCGGCCGAGUAAGUUUGGGUGGGAGUUGACGAGGAAGUUUGAGGAGACGCGUUGA